CUGACAUUUUAUGAUAUUCUCAUCAAUCACUUUCAAUGUUUGAAAUCGAUAAUAAUAAUAAUAAUUCUUCAGAUAUUCUUCGUAUCGCUGUCUUUGUAUAAUGGAAAUAAGAUGCAAGUAUUGUUGUAAAUCCCUUUUCAAGGGUGAUUCUAUUUUGUUUAAUGCACAUCAUGAAGUAAAACCAAAACAACAAAUAAAUGUAGGAUGCCAUGCGGAUGAAUCUGAUUGCUGCUCAUAUACGACUCCCGAGAAUGCACCAAAUUGGAUUAUGAAUGCUAUCAAUCAAGAAUCUUGGACUAAAGGAAAAUUAUAUUGUCCGUACUGCAACAAUCGCUUAGGAUCUUUCAACUUUGUGAAUGAACUCAAAUGUUACUGUGAUAAAUAUGUGAAGCCACCCAUAAGGAUAGUUAACUCUAAAGUAGACAUAUUAUAUGAAAGUUUAAAAUAAUAACCAGACAGAACUUUCUCUCUAUGUAUACAUUUUCUGUUUCGUGUGUACAUAUUAUAAUAUAUAUUU
Molecule: messenger RNA, 517 nt
Organism: Atta colombica
Lineage: Eukaryota; Metazoa; Arthropoda; Insecta; Hymenoptera; Formicidae
Product: dual specificity protein phosphatase 12-like
Exons: 2
Coding region: 101-448 (115 amino acids)
Biological process (GO): positive regulation of proteasomal ubiquitin-dependent protein catabolic process; norepinephrine metabolic process; serotonin metabolic process
Cellular component (GO): endoplasmic reticulum membrane
Molecular function (GO): ubiquitin conjugating enzyme binding; ubiquitin protein ligase activity
Source: RefSeq, a predicted model, not a curated record